This is a messenger RNA of Vitis riparia (riverbank grape), 1372 nucleotides long. Its product is annotated as 2-methyl-6-phytyl-1,4-hydroquinone methyltransferase, chloroplastic. The coding region runs from base 163 to 1185 and encodes 340 amino acids. Gene Ontology annotation, molecular function: 2-methyl-6-phytyl-1,4-benzoquinone methyltransferase activity. Gene Ontology annotation, biological process: methylation. NCBI's taxonomy places the organism in Eukaryota, Viridiplantae, Streptophyta, Magnoliopsida, Vitales, Vitaceae. The record is from RefSeq and is a predicted model, not a curated record. The transcript is spliced from 3 exons.
UACCUGUCGACAGGAAGCGUAUAUGUCGUGCACUCCUCUCCUCCCCUUCUUACCUUUCAUAGGAAGCGUAUGACCCCAAAAACUAGAACAGAUUCUUGAUUUCUGGGUGGGGUUUUUGGUAGGUCAGUAGAUUUCCUGGGCGGGUCUUCGUUUUCUCCAUUCAUGGCUUCUUCAAUGUUGACUGGGGCUGAAAAUUUGAAGCUAAUCAGGGGCAUUUCCCCUAAUGGGUUAGGUUUUCUUGGCUCAGAUGUUCAUGGCAAGCACUUCCCCAAGUUGGGUUUAGUGUCGUGGAGUAGAAAUUACAGGCUUAAAACCCUAAAAGCCAGGUGCAGUGCCUCUGUAUCUAGGCCGGCUUCUCAGCUUAGGUUCAUUCAGCACAAAAAGGAGGCAUUUUGGUUCUAUAGAUUCCUCUCAAUCGUGUAUGACCAUAUCAUAAACCCUGGGCAUUGGACCGAGGAUAUGAGGGAUGAUGCCCUGGAGCCUGCUGAUCUCAAUGAUAGGAAUCUGGUAGUGGUUGAUGUGGGGGGAGGAACUGGGUUCACUACUUUGGGCAUUGUCAAGCAUGUGGAUGCCAAGAAUGUCACCCUUCUUGACCAAUCGCCACAUCAGCUUGCCAAGGCAAAGGAGAAAGAACCCUUGAAAGAUUGCAGGAUAAUUGAGGGUGAUGCUGAGGAUCUUCCCUUUCCCACUGAUUAUGCUGAUAGAUAUGUAUCAGCAGGAAGUAUUGAAUAUUGGCCAGAACCCCAACGUGGCAUCAAAGAAGCAUACAGGGUCUUGAAACAAGGAGGUAAGGCAUGCCUGAUUGGUCCUGUGUACCCGACUUUUUGGUUGUCCCGCUUCUUUGCAGAUGUAUGGAUGCUCUUCCCAAAGGAGGAAGAGUAUAUUGAGUGGUUUGAAAAGGCUGGAUUUACGGAUGUUCAACUGAAAAGAAUUGGCCCCAAAUGGUAUCGUGGUGUUCGCCGGCAUGGACUGAUCAUGGGAUGUUCUGUAACAGGUGUAAAACCUGCCUCUGGAGAUUCUCCUUUGCAGCUGGGUCCAAAGGCGGAGGAUGUAUCGAAGCCUACAAAUCCGUUUGUGUUCUUUCUGCGCUUCCUUCUGGGUGCCCUUGCAGGCACGUACUAUGUACUGAUUCCUAUUUACAUGUGGCUCAAAGAUCAACUCGUUCCCGAAGGACAACCAAUCUGAGAAAGAGUGGUUCCAGAUCUAGGUUUUCUUGUUGAAGCUGUUUAUGAUUCUCUCAACACAUUUCAGAGGCUAUGAUAAUCCUUCUGAAAUCUUAGCUUUGUCCUCUCUAUAAGUAUCCAUGGAAAUGAAAUAAUGGGAGUUUCUCAUGUGAAAAGUUCUUGAGUGUUGAAUGUUGCUUGGUUUUCUC